GUUAUCAUACCAGCACCAAAUGCCGCCAUGACAGUACCACUCACCGACCGGGCGACCUUGUCAACCUGGCUGAAAAAUGAGCUUUCCCCAAACUCUCGAACUUUGUUGGAAAGCGAAGGAUUUUGGACCCCUAGCGUUGAUCUCAGCCAGAUUUUUGACUAUCUCUCAAGAAGGCAGUCCGAUCUAUACUCCGCCGAUUCGACUAGGCGACUGGCCCACGCGGAGUUGAGCUGGGCUGCUCUAGGAUGGGCUGAUGCGGACAAACAAGACCUUUCCGUGGAUAUCAGAGAGUAUCUUGAAUCCUUGAUAUCAAGGCUCAUCGAGGAAAGGCUAGAUAUUGAGGUGGAUGACAACAUUUUAUGCGCGGUGUUUGGCACAGUGGGGCGGGCAGUACCCUUCAUCAAUCCGACACAUCAUCAAGAGAAAAUGGAAAAAUGGUUCUCUCGCUUAGCCAACUGCGUGAUGAUGAAAUCUUCGCAAUCUUAUUCACUGAACGUUAUUUUAGCGAUGCUUAAGUGUGUAGAGGUUAUUUUGAGCUAUAUCGCUCGCAUUGAACACAAUUCAUCAUCGAUGACACGAUCCUUGACGACCAUAUGGGAGGUGAUGAGUCGCCUUCGUCACAGCCAACCUUGGCAAAUUCGUUCGAUACUGGUACAAUUGUUGGGCCCAUAUUGGAGACUAGAAGUACUGGCGGCGAACAAUGAGGGGAAAGAGAAAGAUAUUUAUCAAAUGUGGAUGGACCUUAUGCAAGAUGGGGAUGAAAACGUCCGUCUCGCUGUUCUAACAAUGGUAGAGCAGCUUUGGAAUAUAGACAAGAAGCGCAAUCGUGACGAAAAAUGGAUGGAUUUGAUCUUUAUUCCAUCAGACAACGGUUUGUUGUUACGCCACGCUGCGAAAAUGGUAGUAGUCGCUUGCCACGACCGCGGCUUUGACCUUUUCUUGUACAUAAAUCAGUAUAUAUCCACACUUGAAGAUUUCUCAGAGAGUGAACUGCAGGUCCGGACCCACCCAAGGGAUAUUGCAAAGCUUCGAGCGAUCGUCACGCAUUCGAAUCUUCUGAAAUCAGAGAGUUGGGCAGUGCGCCUUUUACGAUUGACAGCAAAGCUCUUUGCAAUUCGAAAAUCGCACCCCGACCUACGGCCGUCAAUUAAACAACUUGCAUACGAUGUCGCCAUGGUCCUUCCACGUCAAAUCCUCAAUUAUAUUCAGUGGUCCAUGCUGAGAGACGACGAAGACGACGACUCGCUGGUCAUGGAGCUGUUCACCCAGUUGCAUAGUCUGCGUGUACCUGCGCAGAUCGGGCAACAGCUCCUGUGCACCGUCGACAUACCGACAGAUAACCCUCGAUCCAUGUCGACGGAUCAGCUGUUGGCAAAUCUAGCACACAUGUUGGCAGUCCCACCUCUUUUUGCCAAUAAUAUGGAUGACGAUCCCAGUACGGAGACCUUGACGAUGGCAGACAAGUUUCGACGCCGAUCACAGCUGUUCUUUGAAUUCAUCCAUGUUGUCAUUAGUGGCCUCACUGCUGAAGAUCAGGAUGCAGAGCGUUUAAGUGAUAAAACCAUGUACCACCUCCUUGUAAGCUGCGCUACAUUUCUUGGGGAUGAACGAAAACGUUGGUGCGAUGAGGCAUCACAUCGAGCGGCCGAAGCGACGCUUUCAUGUCUGCUUUCUUAUGCGAAAAAGACCGACUCUAGAAUUCAGCGCAUUCCACAUUUGGUCAAUCGUUACUCUGAACGGAUCCUGGAAGAACAUAUCAAACCGUACUUUAGGCAUGCAAAGGUGGAUGAUACUGGUCAUCGGGUAAUAGUCAAAAAAGGAACCCGGCAACCGGAGGACGAGUUAGGACGAUACUAUGAUCAGCAGCCUUGGAAAGUGGAAAAGGUGGAGUGCGUAGAAAUCUUGUCGUGGACAAUAUUGCAGUUGGAGCAUGGGCAAUUCGGCCCUCUGCAGCACCAUAUAUUUCCUGCAUUGUUGCAGUUACUUGAUGACUACGAUCCGAUCUAUAAGGCGAUCGGUGUUCGGCUGAUCCAACACGCUAUUGUUGAGAAUUCGACGCCGAUGGAUAUACGGCGAACCGGACUUGGGGACGUAUUUUUUGAGUCGCUGCUUCCAUGUUUGACAUAUCAUAGCGAUCAGCCCCUUCUCUUCGCCGCUAUUACAUGUAUUGUCGAUAUCAUUCCUGUGAUUGAAGUGAAAGAUUCUGAGGUGUACCAUGACAAGUUGGGAAAAUUGGUGGAAGACGGCAUAUUGCGGAACCUGACCUUUGCUAUCGGAGGUAAUUUUAUGGUUAUACGUGCACUAAUUCGUACGAUCCCGAAACUCGUUAGCUUGUUGGACGUUGUAGGCAUAAGAUUCCUGCAGCCGCUGCUUGGUAUCUCAUGUGAGAUCUUGGAACUACAUCAGCACGAUGUAACAACCCAACUCGCCGCUUGUGAUGCCAUCAUGGCUUUAAUGCGACAGUAUUGGCCGCGAAUUCAUGCGUAUCGUGGCUUGAUCUUGAAAUCAGCUGCACAUGCGUGGCGAGGCAUUAUGCGCGGAGAAAAAGGCCGAAAUGAUGUGGAAAACCAAGAUCUGCGUGAAGCUCUGAAAGGGAUAUGCACGCUUUUAAGAGAGAUUUGCCGGGAGUUGGUAGAGGCUGACUUCAAAUUGUUAUUGCAUAUGGAUCGCGAAAUGUAUGGAAGCUUGGUUGGGCAUUAAGGUUGUUCUUGUAUAGUAUGGUUCCUUUCAUUCUUUUGGUCCUGCACUGAUGAUUGUAAAUAUAUUAAAUAUCAUUCCAA
Spizellomyces punctatus DAOM BR117 is the source of this 2780-nucleotide messenger RNA. RefSeq lists its product as uncharacterized. Gene Ontology annotation, cellular component: cytosol; nucleoplasm; centrosome. The record is from RefSeq and is a predicted model, not a curated record. The transcript is spliced from 19 exons. NCBI's taxonomy places the organism in Eukaryota, Fungi, Chytridiomycota, Chytridiomycetes, Spizellomycetales, Spizellomycetaceae. The coding region runs from base 28 to 2700 and encodes 890 amino acids.